AUGUUUUCCAACAUUAUUAACUCCGAACGACGGGAUGGGGGGUCAGCAGCAGCCAGGGCUAUAGAUCCCAGAACCAAGAAAGAACUUUGGGAUGUGCCGGUUGCCAAUGAGAAGGAUCUCAACGACGCUGUGUUUGCGGCAAGAGAGGCGUUCAAAUCCUGGAAGCUCACGUCCGCCGACGAUAGACAAAAGUGUUUAUUCAGGGUAGCCGAUGAACUAGAGGCUCGCAGAGGAGAAAUGUGCCCCGUCCUCGCAAAAGAGACUGGCAAAUCUGAUCUGCUCGCUAAUAUGGAAAUCGAUGACACACUAAAGUUUAUAAGGUUCAAUGCAUCACAAUAUCUACCGGAUGAGGUCACCUAUGAAGAUGAUGAGCUCAAGAUUGUAUCUACUCAUCCACCACUGGGUGUUGUGGGAGCAAUAUCCCCUUGGAAUUUUCCGCUAGUCCUCGCAGUCGCGAAGAUCGCUGCGGCUCUCGUGAUGGGCAACAGUAUCGUUGUCAAGCCCUCACCUUUGACACCAUACGCCACGUUGAAAUUUGCAGAACUGGCGAUACCAAUUCUUCCCUCCGGUGUGCUACAGGUGCUUAAUGGGGAUAACGACCUCGGCAGACUCAUGACAUUGCACCCCGGUAUAGACAAGAUCAGCUUCACAGGAUCCACGGCAACAGGCAAGAAGGUGGCCGAGAGCGCGUCAAGAUCCCUCAAACGGGUGACACUAGAGCUAGGAGGGAAUGACGCUAGUAUUGUCUGCCCGGACGUCGACGUCGAGAGCGUUACUCGAAAGGUCGCUGCUGGCGCUUUCUUCCACUCUGGUCAAAUGUGUGUGGCAUCAAAAAGGGUCUAUGUUCAUCGAGACAUCUUUGCAAAAUUCCGAGAAAUUUUCGUAGACGCUGUCAAAGACACAGUUAUUGACGCCUCCGGCCAGCAGCCAACAUUAUUCAGCCCUAUGCAAAACGAGAUGCAAUACAGGAUCGUCAAAGGCUUGAUUGACGAUAGCAAAGAAAAAGGCUAUAACGUGAUAUGCGGCGGUGAUACGACCGAAGAACAGCCUGGCCUCUUUAUACGGCCGACAGUCGUGGAUCGGCCACCUGACGAUUCUAAAAUCGUGACAAUGGAACAAUUCGGACCCAUCAUUCCUCUUUGCGAAUGGUCCUCGGAGGACGAACUCGUCACCCGAGUGAAUGAUACAGACAGUGGUUUAGGGUCAUGCGUAUGGUCGGGAGAUGGUGGCACUGCUGAACGGAUUGCGCGCAAACUGGAAGUGGGCACUGUCUGGAUCAACAGCUUUGGAAUUCCCCAUCCUCAUGGAUACUUUUCAGGUUGGAAACAGAGCGGGCUUGGAGGCGAAUGGGGGAGGCAAGGGUUGCUUUCAUACUGCCAUACCCAAACGUUGCAGAUUUACAAGCAAACGUAG
Talaromyces rugulosus is the source of this 1413-nucleotide messenger RNA. RefSeq lists its product as uncharacterized. Lineage: Eukaryota; Fungi; Ascomycota; Eurotiomycetes; Eurotiales; Trichocomaceae. Gene Ontology annotation, molecular function: aldehyde dehydrogenase (NAD+) activity. The transcript is spliced from 3 exons. The record is from RefSeq and is a predicted model, not a curated record. Bases 1 to 1413 code for a protein of 470 amino acids.